Rattus rattus (black rat) is the source of this 2055-nucleotide messenger RNA. It is a transcript of the gene C3H5orf22, whose product is annotated as chromosome 3 C5orf22 homolog. Lineage: Eukaryota; Metazoa; Chordata; Mammalia; Rodentia; Muridae. Bases 109 to 1413 code for a protein of 434 amino acids. The transcript is spliced from 9 exons. The record is from RefSeq and is a predicted model, not a curated record.
GUGAGCGCGCGUUUCCGCCGCUAAUGGACCUUGGGGCGCGCGGCUUGGAGGUGCUGGGCUCCUCUCCCGGGUGUCUCAGAGUCACCGCGGCCUCGGUCGCGCGGAGACAUGAGUGACACCGGAGGCGACGGCGCGCGCCUCAGGCGCUAUCCCAGGCUCCCGGUGUGGGUAGUGGAGGAUCACCAGGAGGUUCUGCCUUUCAUAUACCGGGCCAUAGGUUCGAAGCAUCUUCCUGACAGUAAUAUACGUUUUUUACACUUUGACUCCCACCCAGACCUCCUUAUUCCUGUGAAUAUGCCGGCAGACACUGUGUUUGAUAAAGAAGCACUCUUUGGAGAACUAAGUAUUGAAAAUUGGAUUAUGCCUGCAGUUUACGCCGGCCAUUUUUCUCACGUAAUAUGGCUUCAUCCCACAUGGGCCCAGCAAAUCAGAGAGGGCAAACACCACUUCUUAGUAGGCAAAGACAUUUCCACCACAACCAUCAGGGUUACAAGUACAGAUUAUUACUUCCUAAGUGACGGUCUAUUUGUACCUGAAGAUCAGCUAGAGAACCAAAAGCCUUUACAGUUAGAUGUGAUUAUGGUAGAACCUUACAAACUCUGUAGCAAUCAAGAUGACGGUGACUCUGUGUCUUCUACAAAGAAGCCCAGGCUGGCACUGGGAGAUGGAGAGAGCACUGUCGCUGCUGAUGGAGACUCUUGCUCAGAAGGACAUCGAGGGGAUGCAGUGACACCAAGAAGUGACUCAUGCUCUGGAAGUCAGCAGAGCCAGGGCGCAGCCAGCACUGGGGAGAUUCUGGGCAUGUUGAAGACUGGAGAUGCGUUUGUUCUGGAUAUUGACUUGGAUUUUUUUUCUGUCAAAAACCCCUUCAAAGAAAUGUUCACUCAGGAUGAGUACAAAAUUCUACAGGAGCUUUACCAGUUUAAAAAGCCUGACAGUAACCUUACUGAGGAAGAUUUGGUAGAUGUUGUUGAUGCUCGAACUCAUCAGUUAGAAGAUUUAGAAGCAAUUUUUGCUGAUUUGUGUGACGGUGAUAGUGAAGAAACUGUACAGAAAUGGGCUUCGAACCCUGGAAUGGAAUCACUCGUCCCACUUGUACAGAGUUUGAAAAAACGGAUGGAAGUACCAGACUAUGAAAUGGUUCACCAGGCUGGGCUAACCUGCGAUUAUUCAGAACUUCCGCAUCAUAUCAGCACAGAAGAAGAAAUCGAGUAUCUUAUUCAGUCUGUGUAUUCUUUAUUGAAAAGUCUACCAAAGCCUACUCUUGUGACAAUUGCAAGGUCGAGUCUGGAUGACUACUGUCCUCCAGAGCAAGUCGACAUCAUUCAGGGAAAGGUCCUCGAUAUGCUGCGCUCGCUCUACGGGACCCUGGACACUCACCUGGUGUACUCAGAAGAGUCCCCUCCGUGUUGACAGAGUGCUGGGCUGCUGUGCGUUCUGGCACAGUGACGGGACUCUUGUUUGUGAGCUUCCAGAGUGCACUUUUAGUGAACUUUCAGUUAGAAUCAGUCAGACAUUUUGAAUCUCCAAGCACAUAUCAGUGAACAACAGUACAGCAUCGGGGUAGGCAGGGGUUCUUGUCUGCACCACAUCUGUUACCCCGGUUGAUGGAGACGCCGGUUGAUGGAGACGGUCAGCUGUCUUCCAUGCUGCCCAUCGCUGCCUUGAUUCUGUAAGGUUUUUUUCUCUUUUCCCAACAGGACUUUGGGUCAUAUGAUUUAUUUAUUUAUUCAUCAGCUGCUGUUUAUCUAGCACUUCUGAGUGCCAGACACUAUUAGCGACAAGAUGCCCUGCCCUCCUGUGGGAGACACGAGAAGCGAACAGUGGCCUGCAAACAGUCUCAGGGAAAAAGGGACAUACCGUCAGUUCUCAGGGCAGCCGGCCUGACAGGAAAGUAACACGCGCAAAAGUCGUGUAAAAGGUCUUGCCAGUCCGUGACAAUGUUUGCAGCAAGUCUAUCAGUCUAAGGAUGUUGGGAUUGUGCCCACCCUUUUGCUAAAUGUUCUCCAGACUUGUUUUGGUUGAGUAAAGCUAAUCAAACAAAAUUAUAGGUGG